AUGGCCAGCGCCCAGGUGAGGAGCCGAUCAUCCUCUUUCUAUCCUUCAGAGAGCAAUCUCGCCGACUGGUUUUUUCUGCGCUGACGAUCCGGGGAUCGCCGUAGCGCACGCGCGGGCUCCGAACUCGGAAGGACUCGCUGUCCUCCUCGGAUCGGCGUCUUAUUCCUCCCCGUUGACUGCCUCCGGCAGCCCCUCCCUUUCUUGCGUUCUUGAGGGAAGCAGAAGGGAGAAAAACCCCCGGAGAUAUCCCCGCGGGGGGGGGGGGAGACGAUCCGAUUCGAUUCGAUUCGAUUCGAUCCGAUCCGAUCUGGUCGAUAGAGAGGAGGGAGAGAGAGAGUAGGGAGUAGAUAUAAGAAAAGACAGAACGAAGUAGGAGAAGAACUCACGGAUCGUCGUCAGACGUCGAUCAAACGGCGGAGAUCGUGCCACAUGAUAAUUUAGCACUGAACUACACAUGCAUGGGCAUGGGUUUUCUCUUAGGUUUUUGGCGUCAUGGUGAUCUUCUGCUUCGCUGCUGUGGGGUUCUGCAGGUGGAGACGCACUUUGUGCUGGCGCCUGAAGCUACCCCGGCGGUGGCGAAGGGGCCCGUGGCCGUAGAGGCGGGGGCUGUCGCUGAAGAGCAAUCACCGUCGAUAGAGGCAACGGAACAGAUAGCUAUCGACGAAACCGCUGCUGCUGACAAAGCCGGAGCGGCAGUUAUGGAGGCGGCGGAUGAAGCAGCUGCUGAGGUUUCUGCCGAGAAAGCUGUCCCGGCUGCGGCCUCAGAGGAUGCCCCUGAGGCCCCCGCCGAGGAAUCUGUCCCCACUACUGAGGAACCAGCUCAUGCCGAUGUGGAGGCGGCGGCGGAGGCGGUAGCCGACGCAGCUGAGACCAAUCCUGCGGCUUCCGGUGUUGAGACCCCAGAGGCGCCAGCUGAAGCUUCCGCCGUUGAGGAUUCCUCUCCUCCUGCGACAGAGCUGACGCAGGAUCCUGCCUCCGCCACCGAGGAGCCCACUCAUACUGCCGAGGAAACAGCCGUGGAGACGCCCGCCCCAGCCUCCGAGGAGCCCGCUGCAAUUGAAGGAGAGGCAGACGCAGCGGGGAUCCCUGCAGGGACGGAAGAGCCUGCUUUUGCAACUGAGGAAGAAGCAGCGGAGUUACAGGAAACCGCUCCAGCAGCUGAGGAAGCAGCAGAGAAGACCUCUGCCACAGCCGAGGUUGUGGAGUCACAGGUGGACGCCACAGAACCAGAGAAGACUGCUCCUGCAGCUGAGGAAGCGGCAGUGGAUACCCCCCCCGCCGACAAGAAAGUGGAACCGGAAGCUGAGGAAGGGGCAGCCGAGGAAGCAGGCUCUCUGGCAGGAGAGCUCCCAGGAGACCCAGUCGUUGAAGACCCAGCUGAGUCCUCACCAGCGGGAGAAGAGGCCAAGUAA
This is a messenger RNA of Spirodela intermedia, 1412 nucleotides long. NCBI's taxonomy places the organism in Eukaryota, Viridiplantae, Streptophyta, Magnoliopsida, Alismatales, Araceae. The record is from the annotation of a GenBank genome assembly.